CGGAGAAUUGUUUCCUGCAAUGCUUUUUACAGGAGAGUUUUCUUCGAUUUAAAUUGUGGGAAGGGAUUACCGGGAAUCGCGUUGUUGACCUCUCAAUCAUUUCUAUGCUGACCCGUCGGACUCGAGGUUACCAAGAAAAAUGAAGAAUUGAAAAUGAUGCGGAAAUUUAUAAAAUAAAUGAAAUGGAGAAGAUCUUGAAAAGAUCUGCCUAAAGAAGAAAGGAGGAGGAGGGGAGCAGGCAGUUCCUUCGCCUGCCUCCGUUUUCCGAUGCGGAGUCGUCAUGGCGGAGAUCUACGCCUCCCCGCCUACCCAUUCUCCUCCGCCGUCCGCCGACGACGUCGGCUCUCUCUUCCACCGCCACCACCAACAGACGCUGGGUUCCGGUUUCGCGGCUUCUCCACCGCCAAAGCUGGAGGAGCUCUCCGGAACCACCAGUGCGGGAAUCGUCCCUCAAGCAGCGUGGGACUCCUUUUGGAUCAGAAAUGCUCUACCGGGGUCCAGUCACCGGAGGGAAAUCCGACAACACGACGGCGAUAGCGUCGGAGAGGGAACUGGCGUGGCGGGGGAUGUGGGGUCAUCUAGGACGGGUUGUAGGGUUUUCGCGGGAGGAGCAGUGGCGGAGGGCGGUGAUGCGAUCGGUCUUGGGGAGCUAGGGUGGGAAGGGACGGCGAUGGAGAGGAGGAAGGAGUCGGAGGUGGACGAGUUGGAGUUCGGGAGUGAGGAAGCGCAGGAAGCCCCGGAAGAGUUGGCGAAGCCGCCGCCUUCUCGAACAUCUUCGAAAAGGAGUAGAGCUGCCGAAGUUCACAAUUUAUCUGAGAAGAGGAGGAGACGCAGGAUCAAUGAGAAGAUGAAAGCCCUGCAAAAGCUUAUUCCUAACGCUAACAAGACUGACAAGGCAUCGAUGUUAGAUGAAGCCAUCGAGUAUCUCAAGCAGCUUCAGCUUCAAGUACAAAUGCUGUCCAUGAGAAAUGGACUAUCUCUACCUUCCAUGUAUAUGCCUCAAGAAGUGCAGCUAAUGCAGAUGCCACAAGUGGCCAUUAACCUUGGGGCAACGGAGAGCUCAUUGCCCAUGAAUAUGGGCAUCAGAUUGCCCCCUGAGGGUGAAGCCAAUGUGCACAAAUCAAUCAAUCUUUCACCUCAGUGUGCACCUUCUAUUCAACCAACAGGGAUGCCUAAUGUAGCUAACGCUGUUUCCAAUUCAGAGACUGCAUUUGGCCUGGACGCAUCACAGGGUCAUCUCAAACAAUAUCAAUUCCCUACAGCUACUUCAGAUGAAAUGUACAGGGCUAACAUUUUACCACAACAACUAGAUAUUAUUCAGUGUACAAGAACAGCAGCUGCGAUACCUGUAGACAGACAACCCAUGUUGGAUGGAACAAAUUCUCUAGAAGCGUGCUUGUUGAAUAGACACGAAUCUCUGCAACCAAAGGAUGUAAAUAGCCAACUUGCCUUCCAACGGCCUCAUGAUGCAGGCUAAAGACAAGGAGCGCAACCGCCGAAGAGAAAAAGAAGGAAAUGCGAGAACUUUGAGUGCUGAAGAGCAAAUCUCAGGAACCUUUGGCUGUCGCAACUUGCCGUUAGGACGGUUAGCCGACCAACGUGUAAGCAAUUGUUGUAUUUUUCUUGCCUGGACUGGCCGACGAUAUCCACCAAAAUGCUUCUCUUCUCUUGUUAGAUAACUCCGCGCUGUGCAAUUUCCUUACCCCCGACAGAAGCCUUUUACAAUACUAUGCCUUAGCUGAGUGGAGUGUUUCUGUUUGGUUUUUUCUUGUUUUCUGAUGCCGAUUACCUCUGUGUAUACCUAGUGAAACGGUUUUGGUGCUGGAAAACGUGAAGGUGUCGUUUGUGUUGCCUGUGA
Messenger RNA from Nymphaea colorata (pocket water lily), 1858 nucleotides. Its product is annotated as transcription factor SPATULA. The transcript is spliced from 8 exons. Gene Ontology annotation, molecular function: protein dimerization activity. Gene Ontology annotation, cellular component: nucleus. The record is from RefSeq and is a predicted model, not a curated record. NCBI's taxonomy places the organism in Eukaryota, Viridiplantae, Streptophyta, Magnoliopsida, Nymphaeales, Nymphaeaceae. Bases 281 to 1477 code for a protein of 398 amino acids.